Messenger RNA from Priapulus caudatus, 2674 nucleotides. Its product is annotated as monocarboxylate transporter 12-like. The record is from RefSeq and is a predicted model, not a curated record. Gene Ontology annotation, molecular function: monocarboxylic acid transmembrane transporter activity. Bases 539 to 2038 code for a protein of 499 amino acids. NCBI's taxonomy places the organism in Eukaryota, Metazoa, Priapulida, Priapulimorpha, Priapulimorphida, Priapulidae. The transcript has 4 exons. Gene Ontology annotation, biological process: transmembrane transport; monocarboxylic acid transport.
CGAACUCUACGCAGCGUUCGCGUGAAACACGGUACAGGAACUACUCACCGUGGCAUGCGGCAGUGCCUCCUCCUAUUUAUAUCAUGCACCGUGCGCUAGGUAACGUAGGAUGUUGUGUGCAAUUAAAGCGUGUACAUAUGGCCGUGUUUUUGUAUGGUCGCGGAACUUGUACUGUUCACGAAAUCACCGCAGCCUCCCGGGGAAACAGACAACGCAUCGAUUACCAUGCAGCAGUAGGUGCCUGGAGCCGAGUAGAUCUGAUAUAAAGCACAAGAAGCGCGAAGCAUAUAGCUACAUAUACUAACGGCCGUGGACGAGUUAUGUGAUUUUAUAUUUCGGUCAAAAUAGUGAGCCUGCGAGUAUUAUACCGGACGCAUGGAGGAAGACAUCGGUGAAGAUUCCAUACACAACGAGCACAUCCAUCGAGAGGAAAUCACUAGAGAGGUCAUCAGUAGAGAGAUAUCAAUAGAAUUCAUCGGCCGAUGUCAUCAGAGAAGGUCAAUUGCAGAGGUCAUCAGCAGACACGUAAUCAAUAGCGAUGUCAUCCGAAAUACAGCCAGCGAUCAACCGAUCAACAAAGGAGCCAGCAGAUGAUAUACACCCGGAUGGGAAAACUUCACAGCCCCUGACGCCAAACGUCAAAUCUCCACCCGACGGAGGCUGGGGCUGGCUGUGUGCCCUUGGGGGAUUUAUGCUACACUUCGUUGCUGUCGCUCAGCUGAAGGCAUUCGGUGUGCUGCUUCCCGUACUGACUGAAGAGUACGGCACAAGCAACGCUCUGACGGCAUGGGCAAACGGCAUCGCUAACGCAGCGCAACUCAUGUUAACACCGUUGGCGACGGCUCUUUGUCACAGAUACUCCUACAGGACUGUUGCUAUACCCGGUGCAAUCAUCGCUGGAGUAGGAAUGUCACUAUCCUACUUCGCAACGGGACUGCCGUUUCUCUACGUCACUUAUGGGCUGAUGUUUGGACUAGGGUCAUCUUUGGUCGUGAUUCCAUCGAUGUCAUCAACGGCUGAACAUUUUGAUAGGAAGUCGUCAAUAGCGCUGGGCUUUUGUCUCCUGGGAACAGGAGUAGGAACGUUCAUUUGGCCGUUAAUUCUGGAGUACCUUCUCGAAGAAUUCUCUUACCAAGAGGCCUUCCUUAUCUGCGGUGCUAUAACAUUCAACCUGCUCGUAGCUGCAGGUUUAUUUAGGAAUCUAAAUCCAAAAACAUCUCUUGAUUCAAGCGAUGUUGAAAUAAAGAUAAGCGAUGUGGAAAUCAGUAAAGGAGCUGUCACACAAGCGGUGCCUGGUACUGUGACGAAGAAACCACGUAACUCCAUCCUGAACAAACCCAUUCUGGACAAACGCAUCCUCACAGAUACUAGCACCAUACUCUUUUGCGUGAUAGUAUUUUUCGUACAAAUUGCAUAUCAGUCUAUUUUCAUUCUGCUGCCCACACGGGGAGAGGAGAUAGCAGACGGUGAUGGCUUCAGUGCGGCUACACUGGUGGCCAUCAUUGGUCUCUCUGAGACAAUCUUCCGGCUUCCAUUGAGCUCCAUGUGGGACAUCAGCUUCUUGCGCCAACCCAGUCGCAGGCUGGUGGGUAUAACAGUGUUUGUAUUCGUCAUGGGAGUGCUUGUACUGCUAAAUCCCUUCAUGUCGAAUUACAAGCUUCUGGUCAUCAACAGCGCCAUCUUGGGAGUUGCCACCGCCGGAUACAUGGUAACGUCUUUCAUCGUUCUGCUAGACCUGUCUGGUGUAGAUUUGUAUAAGGAUGCACUGGCACUAAGACUCUUUGCUAGUGGCUUAUCAGGUAUCAUUGGACCACUGAUUACAGGUGGGCUGCUUGACAUAACCAAAGACACAGCACUGUCCUUCUACUUCAUGGGCUGCAGCUGCAUGGUGUGUGUUGUCAUCUUGUGCGUGUUACUAUAUCUACGCAAAAUCAAGAGCAAUGAUCAUGCAGUGGUUUUGGUAGAGUGCGAGCAACAUACGCACAGCGGCGUCUAUAAAUUUCACGCUGGCAACUCCGUUCACGAGGACGAUAACUGACACAACGCAGGGUUCAACAUGCGACUGUGAGCCGAAGAUCUUGAGAAUCCAUACUUAUAUAUUCACUUCACCAACAUUUCGGUGUUCAGCUAAGCACCUGUGAUCACCUAGCUUAAUCCGUAUUCAUUUCGCGGGAGCGUAGCCUAUGAACGGAGCGUAGCGUUUGCAGCGUUUGAAUGUCAGUUUACAUGUAUUCCUAUAUCGUCUCUAACACUUGCAUUGUUCUUCUAUACAAUAAAAACUUGGUGUGAAAAGCGUGGUGACCCAUUCUUUGUUAAAUCUCGCAUCUGGUCGUGUGAGCUUUCGCGACGUCUUUUUAAUUAUUCGCGUAAUUUCUAGUCACACUGCAUGUCUCUGGUGACGCGCAUUCUCUUGUAGUAAUUACUCUGGUGACGAAAUCUCUGGUGACGCUCCAUGUGCAACGUUACCUCUAUGACUGUCAACGCCGUGACAACUCUCACAUGCCGGAAUUUAUCUAGUGUAAUAAACCUACACCCUGCAGCAAUGUCGAUCCACCUGUGUAGCUGCCAAAAAAAUUAGUGUGGAGUAAUAGCGACAUAAUUAACUGCCAAGUGGUGUACACGAAUGGAUCACGUAUCCACGCGCUCAAGUUAAAGAAUGUGUUUAUCUGUCUAG